AGGAACUAUGUCAAAGUGGUCCAAACGUCGGACUUUUUACGGAAUUAAAGUUACUUGUAUGUCAACAACAGGGCUCCAACAGGGUAAAAGGCUUUUUCCAAACUUGGUGUAACUUAUUUCAACCCAAGAAGAUACCUCUACGCUUCACAAGUACUCAAUUUCCACAUUUUCGUAAUUUGAUCUCAAGCGCCGAAAAGCUUCUAAUAAAGACGCAGCCAAAGUGGAAGGGAGGGCAGUGCAAGCAGAAGUUGCAAGCUGGAUCUGGAUCGUGUCAUAUUUGGGUGUAAAUAUACGCACUCUGCGUGCCUGCUUGUGCUUAUGCGUGUGCACCAGGCGCCGGCACAUCGCCAUGGAAGACCGACCCUGGAAAAGAAUCCUUUUCAUUUUGCUGCUCAUGCUAAGUGUUGCAGCAGCUUCACCUCCAAGAUGUGACGCAGGGAUUCGAGGGCACUGCAGGCCAAUAGUGGAAGAAAAACCCAAGUGUAUGGAUAUACAGCUGUCGUACUGUGAAGACAUGCCGUACUCCCAGACCCUGUUCCCAAACAUCCUGGGCCACAGCACUCGCCAAGAGGCAGAGAGCGGAGUGGAGUAUCUCCUCAUGAGCGUCGUCGAGUCUCUACUGGGCGGAGAAUGCAACCCCGACAUCCGCAUGCUAGGCUGCUCCGUGUUAGCGCCACGCUGCGAGAAGGACAAGGUGGUGAAGCCCUGUCGCUCCGUAUGCGAGGCGGCGCGGAAAAGGUGCGUCCACGCCUUCGAAGGCAUCGAGAUGGCCUGGCCUUACUUCCUGGACUGUGAUCGCUUCUUUGUGGGGGAGGAAGAAGGAUGUUACGACCCGAUAAAAGACCUCAAAGCGCAGUCGGACGGCUACGAUGAUUACUUCCUGCUGGACGUUCCGCCAGUGGAGGCGGCCCUGAAGAUCAAGUUCACGUAUCACUCCAACGCUCAGAUGAACAGCAUCCUGAAGAAAACCCAGCAGGAAUGUGCCGACAUUGCCAACACAUACAGCAUCGGCCACAGCAUGGAGGGCAGGGAGAUGCUGGUCAUCGAGUUCUCCGACAACCCCGGGCAACACGAAUUAUUGGAGCCAGAGAUGAAGUUUGUGGCCAACAUUCAUGGUGACGAGGUCGUAGGACGCCAGAUGCUCAUAUACCUGGCUCAGCACCUGUGUUCAGAAUACCGUCUUGGAAACGAACGCAUCCAGACCCUCAUCAACACUACGCGCAUCCACAUCCUGCCCUCCAUCAACCCCGACGGCUACGAGCUUGCAGUGUCCGGACAAAACGAAAGGAGCGGCAGCGAUGAUGAUGAAGAGGGUCAUAGAUAUGUUUCCUCCAACAUCGGCCGAAACAACGCCCAGAACAUCGACCUGAACCGAAACUUCCCUGACUUGACCUCCAUUGUGUACAGUCGACGUCGGCAAAAGACUUACCGUACAGACCACAUCCCAAUACCUGACCAUUAUUGGUUUGGAAAGGUAGCGCCCGAGACGUACGCUGUGAUGAAAUGGAUCAGAUCGAUCCCAUUCGUGCUGUCUGCUAACUUCCACGGAGGAGAUCUGGUGGUGUCAUACCCGUACGAUCGCUCCAAGCACCCGUUGGAUCUUAAUCUCUUCUCUCCUACGCCAGACGACAAGGUGUUUAAAUUUCUGGCAAGAACCUACGCAAGCACCCAUGAAGGCAUGCACACCGGGAAUGUUCCUUGUGGAUCAGCUCACACUCACAGCCAGAAGGGAACCGUGAACGGAGCACAGUGGUCCAGCAAUGCAGGAGGGAUGCAAGACUUCAACUAUCUCCACACCAACUGCUUCGAGCUGACAAUGGAGUUGGGAUGUGAGAAAUUUCCCCCCGAGGAGGAACUGUUCAUCAGCUGGCACGAGAACCAGGAAGCCAUGCUGUCCUUCAUAGAAGCGGUUCGUGAUUACUUUUUCUUCCUUGCUGUUUUUAAAUGUGAUCAUGUGAUCUAUCUUCUUCAGGCCCACAGAGGCAUCAAAGGCAUUGUGAAAGACGUGGAGGGAAAUGGCAUAAAAGGCGCCAGGAUAUCGGUACGAGGAAUACGCCAUGACAUCACUACAGCUGACAACGGUGAAUACUGGCGCCUCCUCACCCCGGGCAUCCACAUCGUGACGGCGUCUGCACCGGGCUAUGCGCGAGCGGCCAAGAAGGUCCAGCUACCCCCCAUGAUGCACAGCGCCGGGCGGGUAGACUUCGUGUUGGAGAAGGUGGCGCUGGAGCCAGAGCAGCUGGAGGAAGACGAGGCCGCCGCCUACGCUCGCUUCGACCCCAACAACCAAUACGAACGCUACGUCCUGAUGGCCGACGUCAGCUCAGCCCGAGAGGAACGUGUGGAGAAGCCCUGGUGGUGGAGCUACUUUGUCCUGCCGGGUGUGCCCUCGCCCACCUGGCUGCUUAAAAGUCAUUAGAUGACCAACGUUUUGACCACUUUUCCUGUUCAUUUCCUCUUCAUUUUUUAUACAAUAUUCCUCUCUUGUAAUUUAUGGCUCACAAUUCGCAACAUCAGUAACUGUGUACACGGUAGACAAAUGAGUUGGCCACUAGAGGGCAACAAUACUCCAAUUCAGAAGUAUUUUUAGUAUGGUUUAGUUUUUUUCUUUCAUAUUGUAAAUAAACACAGAUGAGUCUU
Molecule: messenger RNA, 2640 nt
Organism: Doryrhamphus excisus (bluestripe pipefish)
Lineage: Eukaryota; Metazoa; Chordata; Actinopteri; Syngnathiformes; Syngnathidae
Source: RefSeq, a predicted model, not a curated record